Galleria mellonella (greater wax moth) is the source of this 630-nucleotide messenger RNA. RefSeq names its product ribonuclease H2 subunit C. The record is from RefSeq and is a predicted model, not a curated record. Bases 142 to 543 code for a protein of 133 amino acids. Gene Ontology annotation, biological process: RNA catabolic process. The transcript is spliced from 4 exons. Gene Ontology annotation, cellular component: ribonuclease H2 complex. Lineage: Eukaryota; Metazoa; Arthropoda; Insecta; Lepidoptera; Pyralidae.
UUGAAACCUUGCAAUCUAAGUUGGCAAUCCUGAAUUUAAAAAACUUUUAUUCAUUUUACUUUUAAUUAGCUAAUAUAUUUUUUUAAUUUUAUAUAAUAAAUGAUUGGAUAUAGUAACAAGUAAUAUUUAUUGUUUAUAAAAAUGUCAAUCCAAGUGGAAAACAAUUUAAAAGAUACUGAAAACAAAGAGAUAUUCGAGCAGCGCGCACAUUUUAUACCGUGCAAGGUGGACGAAGAUGGACCGGCAAACGUUCGCAGAUUUUUUGAACCGUAUAUUUGUGAAGACGAGAAUGGAGAGUUAUCAGCGACCUUUCGUGGACACCUUCUCAAUGGUACCAGGAUGCAGCUACCUGAUGGUUACCGAGCAAUUGUAGUCACAGAAGCCAAGAGGCCGCUUGCUGAAAAUGCUGAUAGAAGGUUUCAGGUCGCUGGUGGAUUUAAACAGGUGAUGUACUGGAAUUGGGACAAGAAACCGUCGAAGAAUGAUAAUCUGGUGAAGGCACUGGACUGGGUGGACAUUGCUGAAGCUGUACAUGGAGACUGAUAGGCGUUUGGAAGAUUUUAUUAUGUCAAGUCAAUUGGAUUAUCUCGAAUCAAGUAUUUAUUAAUGAAUUAUAACUGUUUUUUUUUU